Brassica napus (rape) is the source of this 5125-nucleotide messenger RNA. RefSeq lists its product as uncharacterized. The coding region runs from base 778 to 2721 and encodes 647 amino acids. The record is from RefSeq and is a predicted model, not a curated record. Lineage: Eukaryota; Viridiplantae; Streptophyta; Magnoliopsida; Brassicales; Brassicaceae. The transcript has a single exon.
CAGUACAUGUCACUUCGUUGAUUUGGUAAACAAGUAAACCUCAUUGUAGGUUUGUUAUGAUAAAAAUAUCACUUUCAAGGUUUAAAGUACUUGUAAAAAACGUUAAGUGUUUAAAGUGCGAAAAUGUGACACUUUCAGAAUUUAAAAUGCGAUUUUCCCGUUUAAAAAAUGUUAAAUGUCAAAUGUUGAAAAGGUAGAAACAAUGUCAUUUUUCCAUUGUAGUCGCCAAUUGUUUUUUUCUUUUCUUUGUCUACCUAGCUUCUCCUUUCUUGUUGAUACUUGAUAUCAUAUAUGAUGUCAUAAUCUUCCUUUUACUUCGAGUUUUCUCUAAAAUGACAAAAAAAGUUUGAUCAUAUGGUAUCAACUCGAAUGAAUAUAGUGCUAUUCCACCGACUACAACUCGUUCAAUAUUGGAGUUAAGCAAAAUGAGGAAAUCUACAACUUGAAUAAAAUGAGUUAUUUGUUGGGACUUUUUUGCUAGAAUUCUUUUUGUUUGUCUUUUUUUUAUUAAAGUUUAUCUGAUGACAAAGCAUAUUAAAUAUUCAUGCGUAAAUAUCAAGAAAGAAUGUAUAUUAAUUCAUAUUCAAGAAAGUAGCGGAUAACGUUUGUUAGAGGAGAAACAUAUUCAUCAGUUUAGCAUGCAUUCCUUUCUUGUUAUUUGCUUAUGAUCAAGAAUAUUUUGCCUGUUGCGGAGUUAAUGUAGAAAUAUUAAGAUCAAUAUAAGUUAGUAUAAAUACAUCGAUCAGCGUGCUCAACAUUAUCACAAACGUUAUCACCAUGAUUAGAAUAAAACUACCAACUCACAAACACCCUUUAUACCCUACGCCUUGGGUUCGCAGUUGCAAUGGUUGCUAUAGAGAAAGUGGUUACGUCAAAUAUGGCUACCGUUGCUACGAAUGUACAAUCUUUUUUCACAAAGAAUGUGCAGAGUCAUCUUUAAAGAUCAACUACCCAUCUCAUCCUGAACACCCUCUCCACCUCGUUAUCAUGGAGAAGCAAUAUGAGAGUAAAACCUGUAAGUUGUGUGGACAGAAAUUGUAUAAUAUGUUUUAUCAUUGUCCUAUAUGUGAAUUUGUUGUUGAUACGGCAUGUAUCAAAAAUCCACCACCAGAUGUUAUUGAACAUCCCAAAGCCCAUGAACACUCUCUUGUCCACCUGAACAACGUUAACUAUGGCACAUGUGACUUUUGCAAAUUAUUUUGUACUAGAUAUCUUUACAAAUGUUCUCAGUGUCAACUGAAAUUCCACUUUGAAUGUUCUAACCUUCCUCUAGAUAUAACUCAUACUUUUCACCCUAAACACCCUCUUAAGUACUGCCUUACAAGUGAAGAACAUCAUUUCUCUGAUGGGAAAUGUCGUAUAUGUGGAGACGUAUUAUGGCGAAGAUUUUAUCAUUGUUCAAUCUGUAAAUUUAGUGUGGAUGUUGCUUGUGUAAAGAAUCCUCCACCGCUUACAAUCCUAUUUUCUAAGGCUCAUGACCAUCAAAUCAGUCUUAUGCCAAGGAUUGUCUCUUUCAACUGUGAUGCUUGUGGGUUGGCUGGUGAUCGAAGUCCUUAUUCAUGUCAACAAUGUGAUUUCAUGAUCCAUCAAAGUUGUAUUGACUUACCAGAGAUCAUAAACAUUAAUCGUCACGAUCAUCGUCUUUCUAGGCGUCCACAUCUUAAUCCCGGGAGUUGGGUAUGCGGAAUAUGCCACAAAAAGGUUGAUUGGUCAUAUGGGGCUUAUUCUUGCUCGAUUUGUCCUAAUUAUGCCAUUCAUUCUAACUGUGCAAUACGAGAUGAUGUCUGGGACAAGUUAGAACUCAAAGGGAUACCUGAAGAAUUUCAAGAAAUCAAACCAUUUAAGGUGAUAGAUGAAAACCUAAUACAUCAUUUUAGUCACGAGGAACACUAUCUGCAGCUCAACAAGGAAAACAUCACAUGCGGUGGAAACAUUCGUUGUGAAGCUUGUGUCUCACCUAUAACUUAUCAAGCAUUCUACAGUUGUGUGCAAUGCGAUUUCAUUCUCCACAACACAUGUGCUAAUCUUCCUAGGAAGAAACGGCAUAUCUAUCGUGAUAAGCCAUUAACUUUAGUAGAUGACAUGACGCAGUUUAAGUGUUCGAUGUGUUCUAACCUUUCCAGUGGCUUUAGGUAUAUUACUAAAUAUGUCAAGAUAGAUGUAAAAUGUGCUGCACUUUCUGAACCUAUCGUCCACGAAAGUCAUGGGUGUCCCUUGUACUACAUUUACGGGAAUGGAAAGACAUGUGCUGCUUGCGGAAUUAGGAGUUAUUCAACAAUAUUUUACUGUGAUGACUGUAAAUUUGGGCUAGAUCCCAAGUGUGUUGUUUUGCCGAAAACAACAAAACAUUGGUAUGACGAACAUCCACUCUCUUUAUGUUACAGAGUCAAUAUAAAAGGAGAGUAUUGGUGUGAUAUAUGCGAGGAAAGUGUAGAAAAAUAUUGGUUCUACAAAUGUGACGAUUGUUGUGUUGCUUUUCAUACCAAGUGUGUUCUCGGCGAAUUCUCACUUCUCAUGCCUGGACGACGCAUAACCACUUACUAUGAUGAACUGAUAAUUGAAGUGAUGCAAACCAGUCCUCGUUUCUCACCACGCUGCUAUUAUUGUCGCUCUCGACGUGCAGUUCCUUUUGUUCUAAAAGUUUUUUAUCCAAAAGAAAAUAUAUUCAUCUGUUCUUUAAAGUGUUUUUAUGUCCACUUAGAUUUAUGCAAAGACCUGUAAUAAGAAGAAAAAACGUGGUCAAGAAAGACCCAAGCGGAUGUAAACUUCAUUUUUUUUUUUUUCAUUUACUUACUUUUAAUUUGUGCAUUGAUGAUAAAGACUUUUAUCCGCAUGUUUUUUAAAUAUAAUUUUCAUAAUAAAAGUCCUAUACAUUGAUAUAUCUCUACACCACCUACAACUAUCUAUGAUGUGCGCCUCAUUGAACGUUUUUCAAGAGAUUUAGGUUUAUUACGGUCUAUUUGUGAUUUUCAUCCUUUUCACAAUUUUUCUUUCGUGUGGAGUACGUAGGUCUUUCAUCUUUUCCUUUCUAUCUAAAUUUUCAAAAAAAAAAAUCACUAUAUUCUGAAUCUUUAAUCAUGGUUGACAUCUUCUUUAAGUAUGCCACUUGGUUAAAUACAGCUUACAAAAUGCUCCACUAUGUUCGCUAACUUAGUAGUUGACCGAAUGUUCAAGGAUAGCUUCAAAAUUAUUAUACCAUAAACUAGUUUAUUUGUUUCCGUAUGUUGCGAAUAUUAAAAUAAAAGAAAACAAACACAAGAAAUUGGAGUCUUUUUUUUUCUCUCCUCUAAAAAAACGAAAAAGUAAACCAUUUCUUUCCUCGACCUCUGUCGUCGUCAGUGGCGGCGGCCACCCCCUCUAGCUCCGAUGGGCAAGCUGAAGGCCUCCAAAAAGCUCCCUCCUGCCCUAGCUGCGAAAAUCCAUGUUCUCUAAUCCUCUUCUGCUUUGGAUUCUGCUACUGUUGGGACUGAGCGUUCGCCCCUCCGGUCGAUUCUCAGAAAACCACCAGAUCUGAACCUCCGCCUGCUCAUGUGGCCUCUUCGGAUGCCUCUCUUGCUGUUUCAAGUGCCGUUGGCCCAGAUCCAGUGACCUUCAAUUCAGGUGCUAGGGUUGCUCCUGCUGCCUCAGCCUCUUCUCCAGCUGCCCCAGUGGAUGUAGAUCUAACCUCCACCUCUCGCCCUUCGUGAAGGGACAAGGCGAAAGGUACACUGCAUAGGAUGUCCAAAAAGGAUACUCCUUUCUUGCUCGAUUCUGGUGAAUGGUGCAUGAAGAUACCAAACGACGUCAUUGCGCGCAACCAGAAAAAAAUAGGAGGCAUUUAUUGUGGGCCAGUUCCACGGAAACCUCCCGUUUCAUGGUGCCCUUCAUUCUAUCCUCAAUGAGAUAUGGAGCUCAAAGCGCAGAGAUAUUACCAUCUCUAAGCUAAGUCCCAAAACUGUCCUCAUCAAAGUUCCAUGCCCUGCAACUAGAGCUCGGGUUCUGGGCCAAGGAAUGUGGCACAUAGAAGGCCAAACUAUGUUUGUUGUGGAUUAUUCCCCUGGCUUCACUCCGCAGAUGCCUGAGCUUGUGGAAGCUCAUGUCUGGUUGGAGCUGUGGGGAGUCCCUCCACACUUCUUCAAUGAGGAAUCUCUAGAACAUGUAGGCGGCCUCGUGGGAGACCCAUUAUAUUUUCACCCCUCAACAGCAAACAUGACUGAUCUGGAGGUUACAAAGGUUUUCACCAUCAUCGACUUCCAAAUACCUCUCCCUGAAACGGUGAACACUCAGUUUGACAACAGUGAGAUUGUUAGAGUUGAAGUCUCAUGUUUGUGGUUCUUUCCGACGUGUACAUUCUCCCAAAAGGGCGGUCACACUAUCAGGCGAUGCCCCACUGCCCCUAUCACUUGUACCAGCUGCAAGUCUACUACCCACUUGACUGAGGUCUAUCCCCGGAACAAGCGCUCAGCAGCUAAAGAUGUGAAAGAAGAUAAGUUGAUCCCCCCAUUUGAGGAAGCCACUCCCCCGCCCUCUUGGAACUCUCUGAAGAAUAAGAAAAAGAAGAAAAAUAUCUCUUCACAUGAGCUUAGUGUCCCUCCCUCUGCAAAAGACGCUAAGGAUUACUUGGCUUCUCCAGUCGAGGCUUUCUCCAAGAAACGGGGAAAGGAGAAGGCGGGACAGGGAAAGGAAAAGAAGAAGAAGACGAUCUCCUUUUCUGAUUCCGGUCUGAGCUCUUCGUCGGAGUCUUCAGGUGCAUAGCACAUUCCGGACACUUCCUCCGCUUCAGAAGCAGAGUCUGCGGAGGACUCUGACCCAGGAGAUGAUCUUGAAUACACAGCGGUUCUGUCUAGAAAAGGCAGAAGGGCACAAAAACAGUUACAGGGGAAGCACCCCAAACCAACUCCUCGUCGCUAAUGGUAGUUGACACUUUUUGUUGGAACAUCCGCGGAUUUAAUAGUAGAAUAAAGCGUAGAAGCAUCAGGAAAUGGCUAAAGUCUAAUAAGCCUCUUUUUGGUAGUGAUAUCGAGACUCGUGUGAAGAUUCACAAGUCCAGAAAGUAUAUAAAAUCUUUUUUUGCGGAAUGGAAUUUUGCUGGGAAUUACGAAUAUGUUUUGUAUGAUAUAUAUUUAAUUCAUAUAUUAAACGGGUA